Messenger RNA from Cantharellus anzutake, 276 nucleotides. RefSeq lists its product as uncharacterized. The annotation marks the transcript as partial. NCBI's taxonomy places the organism in Eukaryota, Fungi, Basidiomycota, Agaricomycetes, Cantharellales, Hydnaceae. The transcript has a single exon. The record is from RefSeq and is a predicted model, not a curated record.
CUGAAAAUUGCUCAAGCUCUCCUUGUUGAAACGGGUGCUGUUCAGGAUCCAUCGAAGCUCCCAGCCUCCUUCACUCAGGCAAAAUCACUUCUCAAAUCCUCGGUGCACAUCAAUAUACUCGAUUAUCUUCAGGUUAGGAAAUCGGGGCUUGAGGCAAUUAGAGAAGUGUUGUUCAAGAGUCUCCAAGAACUGAGGCGAGACAUCAGGGAUCCUAGUAGGCGGGCGGCUUUGAAGAAAGUGAAGAAGCUAGGGCUGAACCAGUUGCUGGCUAUCUAG